Messenger RNA from Salvia splendens (bonfire salvia), 2647 nucleotides. RefSeq names its product beta-amyrin synthase 1. Gene Ontology annotation, molecular function: beta-amyrin synthase activity. Lineage: Eukaryota; Viridiplantae; Streptophyta; Magnoliopsida; Lamiales; Lamiaceae. Bases 226 to 2523 code for a protein of 765 amino acids. The record is from RefSeq and is a predicted model, not a curated record. The transcript has 15 exons. Gene Ontology annotation, biological process: triterpenoid biosynthetic process. Gene Ontology annotation, cellular component: lipid droplet.
ACUCAACUCAUAAUAUAUAGAGAACUCCACUUUUCUCUCCCUUUUGCCAAACCCACGGCUUAUUAGUUCGGUAUUCUACCCUUUCUCAAGCAUUAAUUUUCGAAAGCUACUUUUCCCACUUUAGUCAAGAUUUUUGCCUAUUUAACAUCGUGAGUAGCAUCCAUCUUUUACAACCAUUCAGUUUGUGGUUUCUAUUUCUCUCAAUUGGUGUGAAUUAAAGAAAAAAUGUGGAGGCUGAAAACUGCAGAAGGGGUGGAUGGGCCAUACCUCUACAGCACAAACAACUACGUGGGCCGGCAGACUUGGGAAUUUGAUCCGGAUUAUGGCACGCCGGAGCUCCGACAAGCCGUCGAUAAAUCCCGCCGUGAUUUCUGGGACAACCGUCGCCAUGUCAAGCCAAGCAGCGAUCUCCUCUGGCGUCUUCAGUUCUUGCAUGAGAAGAAGUUCAAACAGAGUAUACCCCAAGUGAAGGUGGGUGAAGAUGAAGACAUCACCCAUGAAGCGGCCACCACCACACUCCGGCGAGCCGUCACCUUCUUCUCCGCCUUGCAAGCAAGCGACGGCCACUGGCCAGCCGAGAACGCCGGCCCUCUCUUCUUUCUUCCACCUUUGGUGAUGAUCACGUAUAUCACCGGCCAUCUCAACUCUGUUUUCCCGGCAGAGCAUCGCCGGGAAAUCCUCCGCUACAUAUACUGUCAUCAGAAUGAAGACGGCGGGUGGGGAUUCCACAUAGAAGGCCACAGCACCAUGUUCUGCACUGCUCUCAACUACAUCUGCAUGCGUAUAUUAGGCGAAGGCCCCGAAGGAGGCCUCAACAAUGCUUGCAGCAGAGCAAGGAAAUGGAUUCUUGACCAUGGCACUGUCAAAGCUAUCCCUUCUUGGGGAAAGACUUGGCUCUCUAUAUUGGGAGUGUUUGAGUGGAUAGGAAGCAAUCCAAUGCCCCCUGAGUUCUGGCUACUUCCAUCUUUUCUUCCUAUGCAUCCAGCAAAGAUGUGGUGCUACUGUCGCAUGGUUUACAUGCCGAUGUCAUACCUAUACGGUAAAAGAUUCGUUGGCCCGAUAACUCCCUUAAUAUUGGAGCUAAGGGAAGAGCUCUAUGAUCAGCCUUAUGACCAAAUCAAUUGGAGGAGCAUUAGGCAUCUCUGUGCCAAGGAGGAUCUAUACUACCCUCAUCCAUUAGUCCAAGAUUUGCUUUGGGACAGUUGCUACGUGUUGACCGAGCCUCUUCUGACCCGUUGGCCACUGAACAAGCUGAGGGAGAAGGCGCUUGAGGUCACCAUGAAGCACAUCCACUACGAAGAUGAGAACAGCAGGUACAUCACAAUCGGAUGCGUGGAGAAGGUGUUGUGCAUGCUGGCAUGUUGGGUGGAGGAUCCCAAUGGAGACUACUUCAAGAAGCAUCUGGCAAGAAUCCCGGAUUACCUGUGGCUCGCGGAGGAUGGGAUGAAGAUGCAGAGCUUUGGCAGCCAGGAGUGGGACACGGGCUUCGCUUUACAAGCGCUUCUGGCUAGUGAUAUGGCUGAUGAGAUAGGCGAGACUCUCAAGCUUGGGCAUGAUUUCGUAAAGAAGUCUCAGGUCAAGGAUGAUCCCUCUGGCGACUUCAAAAGCAUGUACCGCCAUACUUCUAAAGGGUCGUGGACGUUUUCAGACCAAGAUCACGGGUGGCAAGUGUCUGAUUCCACCGCGGAAGGAUUGAAGUGUUGUCUUAUGUUCUCCGUGAUGCCUCCUGAGAUCGUGGGUGAGAAAAUGGAACCUGAGGGAUUAUACAAUGCUGUCAACAUACUUAUUUCCUUGCAGAGCAAAAAUGGUGGGUUGGCUGCUUGGGAGCCUGCAGGAGCCUCAGAGUGGCUAGAGUUGCUGAAUCCUACAGCGUUCUUUGCUGACAUUGUGAUUGAGCAUGAGUAUGUGGAGUGCACUUCAUCUGUUAUCCAAUCGCUCGUUUUGUUCAAGAAGUUGCACCCUCAUCACCGCAAGAAGGAGAUCGAGACCACUAUCAUCAAAGCUGCUGGCUACCUUGAAGAUGUCCAGAGGCCUGAUGGCUCAUGGUAUGGGAACUGGGGUGUUUGCUUCACGUAUGGCACGUGGUUCGCCCUCGGAGGACUGGCUGCAGCCGGCAAGACAUACAAUAACUGUGAAGCAGUAAGAAGAGGUGUUGGUUUCUUGCUGAAGUCACAAAGAGGUGAUGGUGGAUGGGGAGAAAGCUACCUUUCCUGCCCAAAGAAGGAGUACGUCCCACUAGAGCAUGACCGGUCCAACUUGGUUCAUACGUCGUGGGCUAUGAUGGGCCUAAUCCAUUCCGGCCAGAGUGAGAGGGAUCCUACUCCUCUCCACCGUGCAGCUAAGCUUCUGAUUAACUCUCAAAUGGAAGAUGGUGAUUUUCCCCAACAGGAAAUUACUGGGGUUUUCAUGAAGAAUUGCAUGUUGCAUUAUGCAGCAUACAGAAAUAUAUAUCCACUAUGGGCUCUGGCAGAGUACCGCAAGCAUGUAUCAUUGCCAUCAACAAAUCCUAAUCCUAAAUCAUAGUACUAUAUAUAAUAUUUGUUAAUUUCUUUUCUUUAUGCCAUGCAAAAUGUUGUAUUACAGAAAAUAAGUACUCCAUAUAAGAAACACUACAAAUAAAUGCCAUUCAGUUCGAGUUUUUGUAACA